Molecule: messenger RNA, 1014 nt
Organism: Oncorhynchus nerka (sockeye salmon)
Lineage: Eukaryota; Metazoa; Chordata; Actinopteri; Salmoniformes; Salmonidae
Product: histidine-rich protein PFHRP-II-like
Exons: 1
Coding region: 1-1014 (337 amino acids)
Source: RefSeq, a predicted model, not a curated record
AUGCAGCAUGCAGCAUCAUGCAGCAUGCAGCACGAGCAUCAUGCAGCACCUGCAUGCAGCAUCAGCAGCACGCAGCAUCAUGCAGCAUGCAGCAUCAUGCAGCAUGCAGCAUCACGCAGCAUAGUAGCAUGCAGCAGCAUGCAGCAUCAUGCAGCACGCAGCACCAUGCAGCACGCAGCAUCAUGGCACGCAGCAUCAUGCAGCAUGCAGCAUCACGCAGCAUGCAGCAUCAUGCAAUCACGCAGUAGUAUCAUGCAGCACAGUAGCAUCACGCAGCAUGCAGCACUCAUGCAGCACGCAGCAUCAGCAUCAUGCAGCAUGCAGCAUCAUGCAGCACGCAGCAUCAUGCAGCACUGCAGCAUCAUGCAGCACGUAGCAUCACGCAGCAGCACUGCAGCAUCACGCAGCAUGCAGCAUCACGCAGCACGUAGCAUCACGCAGCACGCAGCACAUCAGCGCAGCAUCAUGCAGCAUGCAGCAGCACGCAGCAUGCACGCAGCACAUGCAGCACAUGCAGCACCACGCAGCACGCAGCAUCACGCAGCUACGCAGCACUCACGCAGCACGCAGCAUCACGCAGCACGCAGCAUCAUGCAGCACGCAGCAUACAUGCAGCACGUAGCAUGCAGCAUCAUGCAGCUAUCAUGUAGCACGCAGCAUCAUGCAGCACAGCUAGCAUCAUGCAGCAUGCAUGCACACGCAGCAUGCAGCUCAGCAUCAUGCAGCUACGCAGCAUCAUGCAGCACUGCAAGCAUCAUGCAGCACGUAGCAUCAGCAGUAGCAUCACGCAGCAUCAUGCAGCAUGCAGCAUCAUGCAGCAGUAGCACUGCAUGCAGCUCACGCAGCAUCAUGCAGCAUGCAGCAUCACGCAGCAUCGCAGCACAUGCAGCACGCAGUACACGCAGCAUCGACAGCAGUCAUGCAGCAUCACGCAGCACGUCAGCAUCAUGCAGCAUCAUGCAGCACGUAGCAUCACGUAGCACGCAGCAUCACGCAGCACGCAGCAUCACGUAG